This is a messenger RNA of Bursaphelenchus xylophilus (pine wood nematode), 1176 nucleotides long. Lineage: Eukaryota; Metazoa; Nematoda; Chromadorea; Rhabditida; Aphelenchoididae. The record is from the annotation of a GenBank genome assembly.
AUGUUGCCAUUCAAACGGAUCCUUCAAAAGAUUUGGGACCUAGGGAUCUCAUGGGAUGACCCCGUGCCCCAAGAACUUGUAUUCGAAUGGACGAAGUAUGUCGACGACGUGAAAGAAAUAGAAGUUCCGCGGAUGGUGGAACUAAAAUCAGAAGACGUCAACAUGGCGGUGUUCUGCGACGCAAGUUCAUACGGCUUUGGUAUUGCUGCAUAUGUAAUUGGACCGAUGAAAAAACCUGCUUUAAUCUUUGCAAAAUCACGACUGUUCCCAAGCGAAUUGAAGAAACGAUCGAGCAUCAAACUGACGAUUCCCAGAAAGGAAAUAACUUCGAUGUAUGGGGCAGCAAAAGUGGCCAAAUUUCUCAUGAAGGAACUACCACAAAUCAAGAACGUCAUCAUCUACUCAGACAGUCAAGUGGCCAUUCAACAGUUAUUACAUGAAGACGAUCAAACCAUCUAUGUAAGAAACAGAGUACGCGAACUGCAAAGCUACAGAAAGGAGAUGGAAUUUCGCUUUAUCGAUGGAAAACUCAAUCCCGCUGACAUUGCAAGUCGCGGAGCAAAAGUAACUGAGCUUAUGCACAACGAAUUAUGGUGGAAAGGACCGGAAUUUCUACUACAGGACAUCACGGAAUGGCCUUCAACAAUGGUUGUCCCAAAACUCACAGACGUUCCCACCGAGACGACGACAACAGCUACCGCGAAAUCCGACGAACCAGCCAGUCUCAUCACAAAAGACAUGGAUUGGAAGAAGCUGAUCAAUGUGACCAAACAUGUCAUCUGCUUCAUCAACAAAUGCCGCCCAGGUCGUACGCCAAUACCAGAAACUCCUCAAGAGGCGGGAAGGCGGCUCGUCAGAGCCGAGCAAGAAAUCUAUCCCCCCACCCCAAAAAUUCAAACGAGACGACGUCUCUACAAGGAUGACAUUGGCACAUGGCGAGUGGACACCAGACUGGCGAACGCAGAACGAACGGAAAAUGCAAAGAACCCCAUCUGGCUACCUGUGGAGAGUCCGCUAGCCCAAAAGAUCGUUCAAUACCAUCAUGAAAAUAACCACCACCAAUCGGCGUUGGCCGUAACAUCACUAAUAAGAGAAAACUUCUACAUCUCUUACAGGUAUGUCAAAACAAUGGUUAAGAGGUGCAUCCGAUGUCGCAUCUACAACACUCGUCCUUAA